Alnus glutinosa is the source of this 465-nucleotide messenger RNA. RefSeq lists its product as uncharacterized. The transcript has a single exon. Lineage: Eukaryota; Viridiplantae; Streptophyta; Magnoliopsida; Fagales; Betulaceae. Gene Ontology annotation, molecular function: RNA-DNA hybrid ribonuclease activity; nucleic acid binding. Bases 1 to 465 code for a protein of 154 amino acids. The record is from RefSeq and is a predicted model, not a curated record.
AUGGAUGGUAGUAGUUUGGUGAAUCCGGGGGAAUCAGGUGCGGAGGGGCUGAUUAGAGACCAUAAAGGUAAUCUGAUCGUUGCAUUUUCGGAGUAUUGUGGUAUUGGUUCUAAUAAUAAAGCUGAAUUAUUGGGGGUUCUAAUUGGUUUGCGAAAAUACAAGGCGAUGGGUUUACGUAAUAUUGUUGUUGAACUUGACUCAUCCCUGAUUGUGACUUGGUUCGAGAAAGGUAGUUGUCGGGUUUGGUACUUGGAGGAUUUUUGGGAGGAAAUUUUCCUUCUCAUCAGUGGCCUGAAUACUCGGUUUAACCGUGUUUUUAGAGAGGGUAACCAAGCUGCGGACUGGCUCAGUAAACAUAGUAGUGCGGGGAUUACGUAUGAAUAUAAUUCGAAUAAUAUUCCUAAGGAACUUAAAGGGAUAUUACGGGUAGAUAACUGUGGUUUACCUUGUUUAAGAAUGAAGUAA